Messenger RNA from Agelaius phoeniceus (red-winged blackbird), 2852 nucleotides. NCBI's taxonomy places the organism in Eukaryota, Metazoa, Chordata, Aves, Passeriformes, Icteridae. The record is from RefSeq and is a predicted model, not a curated record.
AUGGCCGAGGGGGCCCCCGCUCAGGUAAAGGGCGCCCGCCCGGCGCGGGGCCGGGCCCGGCGCGCACCGCCCGUCCGCGGCUCGCGGGCCGCACGUCGGGGCUCACGGGCCGCGCCGUCGGGGCCGCGGCGGGCGGGGGGGGCGGCGGGCGGCGGGCGCUGUCAGCGCGCGGGGCCGCGGCCGCCCCCCCGGGGCGACGGGCGGGGACGGGACGGGCGGCCCCGGGGGGGCGGCGGCGCCGCGCCGAGCCCGCCCGGGCCUCCGCGGCCGGCGGCGCCCGCGCUGCCGUCGAGGCCGGGCCUGCCCGGCCGCCGCGCCGCCCCCCCCCCCCCGCCCGCCGCCGGGCCCUGCGGCCCCCCGGGACCGACCCGCCGCCGCCCCCGCCUCCCGUGUCACCGCCCGGUCCCCAUGGCGACGGGGCGCCCGCAGCCCCUCGGGUGUCCCCUCGCCGUGCCCAUGGCGCCGGAGCCGGUGCGGCCGCCGCACUGCCCCUCGCCCCUCCGGCCAGCGGCCGGCCCCGAGCGCACCUCGGAGCGGGAGACGCAGACGGCUGAGCUGUCCCUGACCGUGGUGGCGGCCGUGCAGGCGGUGGAGCGCAAGGUGGAUUCCCACUCCACCCGCCUGCUGGACCUGGAGGGUCGGACCGGGAUGGCGGAGAAGAAGCUGAUCGACUGCGAGAAGACGGCGGCGGAGCUGGGGAACCAGCUGGAGAGCAAGUGCGCGGCUCUGGGCACCCUUAUCCAGGAGUAUGGGCUGCUCCAGCGGCGCCUGGAGAACAUGGAGAACCUCCUGAAGAACAGGAACUUCUGGAUCCUGCGGCUGCCCCCGGGCAGGAAGGGGGAAGUCCCCAAGGUGCCGGUGACCUUUGAUGAUGUGUCCGUCUAUUUCAAUGACAAGGAAUGGGAGAAGCUGGAGGAGUGGCAGAAGGAGCUCUACAAGAAUGUGAUGAAGGGGAACUACGAAUCUCUGAUCUCCCUGGACUAUGCAAUUUCCAAACCUGGUGUUUUGUCUCAGAUCGAGCAAGGGGAGGAAUCGCGGGGCAGGAAUGAGCAGGACCUGGAGGAGAGUGAGAUCAUUACUGAUGCCACGGCAGCUGGAAUAAGGGUGGUGAUCAAAACAGAGGAGCUCCUUCCUGAAGACAGCCCUGAGAACCCCGAGCUGCACGGGAUGUCGGGGCAGUCCGAGGGCAGCUUCCAGAGCCCCGACGAGGAGGCGGCCUGCGAGAGCCCCUACGGCUCCGUGUCCCCCCCGAGGGACCUCCCGGGCACCAGUCUGGGGGACUCCUCCGAGUACGGAGCCGACUUCAGCGAGAUCCAGAGGGUCAUCGUUCACCACGGGGGCUGCACAGAGGACGGGAUCGUGAUCAAGACGGAGGAAGAGGAGGAGGAGGAUGACCCCGACACGCUGGAGCAGUGCGCCAUGUUCUCGGGCCGGAGCGAGGCGCCGGCGUUCCCCAGCCACGAGGCCGGGCUGGGCUGCGAGGCGCAGUGCAGCUCCAAGGCGCAGCCCCGCAGCCUGGCCCGCGUCAGGAAGCCGUCGGCCUGCGAGAGGGACUCCGGGGACAUGAAGCCGGCCAGCGGGCAGCAGCGGAACCGGACGCGGGAGAGACCCUACAUCUGCCCCGAGUGCGGCAAGAGCUUCAUGCUCAAGAUCAACUUCAUGAUCCACCAGCGCAACCACCUCAAGGAAGGGCCCUACGAGUGCCACGAGUGCGACCUCAGCUUCCGCAACAAGCAGCAGUUCCUGCUGCACCAGCGCAGCCACACGCGCCGCGGCGUGGGGGUCCCGCGGCGCCCCGAGCACGGCCUCAAGCCCCCGGCGCGGCCCCCGCCCCCGGGGAAGCCCUACAAGUGCUCCGAGUGCGAGAGCAGCUUCAGCCACAAGUCGAGCCUCAGCAAACACCAGAUCACCCACGUCGGGGAGCGGCCCUUCACCUGCGGCGAGUGCCGGAGGAGCUUCCGCCUGCAGAUCAGCCUGCUCAUGCACCAGAGGAUCCACGCGGGCAAGAACGAGAUGGCCUUCCUGUGCCCCCAGUGCGGCAAGAACUUCACCCGGCCCUCCCACCUGCUGCGGCACCAGCGGACUCACACCGGCGAGCGGCCCUACCAGUGCAGCCAGUGCGAGAAGACCUUCAGCGAGAAGUCCAAGCUCACCAACCAUUACCGCAUCCACACGCGGGAGCGCCCGCACGCCUGCGCCGUCUGCGGGAAGGGCUUCAUCCGCAAGCACCACCUCCUGGAGCACCAGCGCAUCCACACGGGCGAGCGGCCCUACCACUGCACCGAGUGCGGCAAGAACUUCACGCAGAAGCAUCACCUCCUGGAGCACCAGCGGGCGCACACCGGCGAGCGGCCCUACCCCUGCACCGAGUGCACCAAGUGCUUCCGCUACAAGCAGUCGCUCAAGUACCACCUGAGGACGCACAUGGGAGAGUGAGGGGCUGCCGAGGCUUCCUCUCCCUCCCUCCCUCCCUCCCUCCCUCCGUUCCUCCCUUCCUCCUCGUCCUCCUUCUCCUCCACUGAUCUCUCCCACCCUCCCUCCAUCCAUCUCCCCCCACCCCGGCUCAGGGCAUGGACAUCAAGGAAGCUUUGUGUGGUAGCGCCGCUGGUCUGGUGGAGACUCGGCUGAUUGGAAAUAAAUUAAUGAAUUAAAGCAAGCAACGCGCGGCAAAAUUAAAAGAUGAUAUAUAUAAAAAAUUAACAGAAGCAGCUGAUUUAGGGGGAAUCCUCACCAACAAGCAAACAAACCACCAACAAAAGAAACCUGUACACAGGGUGUUUUGCCAGAGUAGGACUCGUAACUGCUUUUUAAAUCUACUGUUUGGUUUUUUUAAUAAAUGUGGAGGAACUUUU